GACGGUGGCGAUGCUCGCUGCUCCCGCAGCACAGAAGGAUGCAGCGGGGUGGAUGGAGGAGGAGGAGGAGAAGGUGAAAGACUGGAAGGCGGAGAACUGAAUGAACGGUUCGGGGAACGAUGCGGAUUACGGUGGCUCCUCGUCGGUCAGCCUGCCCUUCCGACGACGGUUUCGGUCGUCUGACAUGAGGACGUGCAGGAGGAGGAAAACCGACAACGGGGCGAACCGUGCGGUGCGUUAAACCGAGCGCGUAGGGAGAGACCGUUACGACGGCGUAACCGUUAACCUCAAAGGGGCUUUUUGUUGCUCCGCGACACUGGUCUAGAAUCGGUUUAUGUUCUCUUAAUUUAACCGGAGGGUGGGGAAAGAACACAGUGACCUCCUCAUAAUUUGCAACUGCCAUCAUGGUUUUAACCGUCGUUUUAGCAUCCUCGCAACCUUGUCUCCUCUCCUGUGUCCUCGAUGUCAAACUGAACGGAGCGUCGUGAAGUAAAAAAAAAAAAAAACAACAAAAAAAAAAAAACACCAAAACGUUAGUUAACCCCAAAAAUAUUAUUUCAUCAUGGAGGCGUCGUGCCUGCUAGUUUGGGCGACGUUGUGUCUGCUCACCAACGGUCAGUCCGCGCCGGACGCCUCGGGCCUGCCUCGAGCCAUCCGCGUGCCACUGCGGCAAGGCGCUCGCGACGAGCAGCCGACGCCGCUGCCACCUGCCGCCGCCGCCGCCGCCGCCGCCGCCGCCGCGAUCCUCGAGCGCGGCAACGCGGUAAAGCAGCACGGUUCGCGCAGGCGGAGAGGAGCGGCGGCGCGCGGCAUCAGCUUCGUGGACAUGAUCGAUAACCUGCGUGGGAAGUCUGGUCAGGGCUACUACGUGGAGAUGGCCGUGGGCUCCCCUCCGCAGAAGUUGAACAUCCUAGUGGAUACAGGAAGCAGUAACUUUGCUGUCGGGGCAGCUGCUCAUCCCUUCCUGCGCAGAUACUACCAUCGUUCUCUCUCCAACUCGUACCGCGACCAGGGCAGGAGUGUGUACGUUCCCUACACCCAGGGCCGCUGGGAGGGGGAGCUGGGCACCGACCUGGUCUCCGUCUCACACGGUCCCAACGCCACGCUGCGCUCCAACAUCGCUGCGAUCACCCAGUCGGAUCGCUUCUUCAUCAAUGGCUCCAACUGGGAGGGAAUCCUGGGACUGGCCUACGCUGAUAUAGCCCGGCCUGACGAGACAUUGGAGCCUUUCUUUGACUCUCUGGUUCGCCAGACUUCUGUCCCCAACCUCUUCUCCCUCCAGUUGUGUGGAGCCGGCUUCACCCAAAACUACUCCCUGGGCAGCGCCACUGUUGGCGGCAGCAUGAUCAUCGGAGGACUGGACCCCUCGCUCUACGUGGGAGAGCUCUGGUACACUCCCAUUCGCAGGGAGUGGUACUAUGAGGUCAUCAUCGUGCGUAUCGAGGUGAAUGGACAGGACCUCAACAUGGACUGUAAAGAGUACAACUACGAUAAGAGCAUUGUGGACAGCGGCACCACCAACCUACGGCUGCCUAGAAAAGUCUUCCAGGCUGCAGUCAAAGCUAUUGAAGCCGCCUCUUCGACCGAACAGUUCCCCUCUGGGUUCUGGCUCGGGGAGCAGCUGGUAUGUUGGCAGACCGGCACGACACCCUGGCACAUCUUCCCAGUCAUCUCCCUCUACCUGAUGAGUGAAAACCACAACCAGUCCUUCAGGAUCUCCAUCCUACCGCAGCAAUACCUGCGGCCGGUAGAGGACGUGGCGUCCGCCCAGGAGGACUGCUACAAGUUCGCCGUGUCCCAGUCCAGCACUGGUACCGUGAUGGGGGCCGUCAUCAUGGAGGGCUUCUACGUGGUCUUCGACCGCGAAAAGAAACGCAUCGGCUUUGCCGUCAGCACCUGCCACGUGCACGAUGAGUUUCGCACAGCCUCCGUGGAGGGCCCGUUCCACGGCGUCGACCUGGAGGACUGCGGCUACAACAUCCCUCAGACGGACGAGUCCACCCUCAUGACCAUCGCUUACAUCAUGGCGGGAAUCUGCGCCCUCUUCAUGCUGCCUCUGUGUCUCAUGGUGUGCCAGUGGCGCUUCGCCCGCUGCCUCCACCCACACGGGGACUUUGCUGACGACAUAUCGCUCCUCAAGUGAAGGGGGGCGGGGGACGGGGACGGAAGGGAUGGAUUGUGGUAAAAGAGAUGUGCAUCGUUACAAAUCGGCCAGGGGUCGUUUGGUGCGGCUUUGAGAAGGGUUCUUCAGGAGUACAAUAGGUGAAAAAUGCUGACAUACGGCAAAUAUUAAGCAAAGCGGAGCAUUCGGGGAUAACCAGAGCCAUCACUAACCUGAAGGACAGACGGGAGAGAGUCGGUGUCGUCCGCGGCAACGUCUCCUGUUUGAGCUACCUAUGCAGAUCAGCACGGCGAGAGGAAGGGAAACGCAAAACAAAACUCUUGGUUACGAAUCUGUGUGUAAAUAGGCCACGGAGAUGGAUUGGAUUUGGAGUUUUUAAAAAGAUCUGCCUCUUACCAUUGCGGAGCUCGGCGCUGAAAAAUGAUUUACAAACAAGGCGAAUUGAAACAAAAAUAACACCCUCACAACCUGGAUGUGAAUACAACGUGAGCGCGUUAAUAAUCGAGCUGCUGUUUGUGGCUUGUGUGGGAAUGAAACCAGGUAGAUGUGCGUGAGCAUGCUUGUGUGUGUGUGUGUGUGUGUGUGUGUGUGUGUGUGUGUGUGUGUGUGUGUGUGUGUGUGUGUGUGUGAACAGCUGUACUGUUAAAUGAGAGUGUAUGGGAAGAUUUAACGAAGAUGAAGAUUAUACUUGUGAAAGUGAAUACGAUACUACUGACUAUGAAUAGCAUCUAUUAAAUUACACUUUUUUGCAAAUGCCUGCAAAGAAUUCUGCAACGCAAGCGAAGCAUAAGUUCGUUUGAUGAAAUGUCAGAUCGUAACAGCAUUUAUUGCAUACAAAUCAGUUUUGCUUGGUGUGAAACUGAGACUACUGAACGCAGUCAAUAUCAGAUGUCAUUUCCUCCUCCUUUAUUUAUAGCUUAAAUGUACUUAUUGUAAAUAAAAUGUGUGCAUACCAGAUCCUCUAUUACACAUUGUUUAGCCUCCUGCUGCACCAUCUGAUGAUUUGCACAUGUAACAACACAUUACAUGUUAACUAACCAGGACUUAAUAGGGCUUCUUCCACAGAAACAACUCACCACAUCUCUCAAUGGGGACCACAUAUGUAUGCUUGGACAUGGAAACCAGCCCAAAGUAUGUUAUACACGUAAGAACACUAUGUACGUCUACAGUGGACAGUUGUUUUGUCACUCAGCAAGCUGUAAAUAGAUAAACUCAGAACUGUAUAUUUAUCUGUCAGGCGCUGGCAGCACUGUGGAAUCAAUAAAGUACUCAUUGUAACUGUGA
This is a messenger RNA of Cyclopterus lumpus (lumpfish), 3406 nucleotides long. RefSeq names its product beta-secretase 1 (gene bace1). Gene Ontology annotation, molecular function: aspartic-type endopeptidase activity. Bases 563 to 2143 code for a protein of 526 amino acids. The record is from RefSeq and is a predicted model, not a curated record. NCBI's taxonomy places the organism in Eukaryota, Metazoa, Chordata, Actinopteri, Perciformes, Cyclopteridae. Gene Ontology annotation, cellular component: trans-Golgi network; membrane; endosome. The transcript is spliced from 9 exons. Gene Ontology annotation, biological process: amyloid-beta metabolic process; membrane protein ectodomain proteolysis.